UUUUACUUACAAGGUGGAUAGGAGCAAAUACGAAUGACCAUCAACCUGAGCAUUCGUUACUGUUUUAUCGUUCUUAGUUAGAUAAGCCUUGGUGGAAUAAGGUAAUCAUGCUUUAUCAUAUUUUAACAAGUUAAAUUUUUUCAAUGUAAAUGGUCGCUAAUUGCAUCAUUUGAAUGAAUAUAGGUUACUUGGGAUCCAUCCACGUGAAGUGGUCGAACUGCAUCAUCUUAGACACCCUCUGGAUCACGAGACGUGGUUGUGCAAGGUGCCAUUGAUCUGCUGGCACAUCAUGGAGUGGCACCUACCCGAUCGAUCCUUGAGGCAAUAUCGAAUGGAGCAACCAAUUCCACAAACCCAGCCUCAAGGUUUCAAGGAGCUCCAUGCCAUCGACCUCCGACACGCGGCAAAGAAUUGACUCCUAAAGCAUAAGUUCUACAUCAACAUCUGGGAGAAUAGAGGGACAUGGGUGGUCCAAGGGAUGCUGGAGACGAGAUCGAUGGGCUACCAUGAUGGGUACAUGCAGUGGUAUCGGAAGUUCACCAAUAGAUGGGUGUCAAAGCAAGGUGUUGUGAUGAGUUCGUUGGUUGAUGGUUUGGAACACGCCAAACACACCCUCGAUAGUGCUCCAACCAUGGAUGAGCGCAAAACUUCUUGGGUGCGAAGGCUUAUGAACAACCUCUUGAGUUGUACCCGAGAGCAAAGGAGGGAUGUCGUGGCCUAUCCUCCCAUUCCCGUUCCGACACGCCCAUCAUUCCGUGAUGGUGAGCCCAUUGUGCCCCCGGUUGAGCCCCCAAGAAGGAGCAAACGCAAGCCUCUGCCUACUUUCAAAGAGGUGCGUACAACUCAAGCAACCGAGCUCCCUGAACCAUUUGAGUACGAGUGGGCACCUGCACCGGAUGUCGCUGGAGGUUCAUCUCAGCAACAGAUUCCAAUGUAUUAGACCCCGUACCAACAAACCCCUCACCGCCCGAUCUACCAGCAGGCUAUCGGUCCAUCUCAGCAACCUCCACCGCCACUUGUAACUCCAGUAGGGGCUCGGGUUAAGGGACAUCCGCGACAAGUCGUUGAGCGAGCCCGCCAAGAAGCAGAAGGAGGAGGUGGAAGAAGGGGUCGAGGACGUCGUGGAGGACGAGGCAGAGGGCGAGAUAGGGGCCAAAGUGAGGGGCAACCAAAUGAAGACAACCAGUGAACUAUCCGUGCUUUCUUUUAUUAUUCUAGUGUUUUGUCAUUGUAGUGAACUAUCCGCAUUUAUUUGAAUUUUUCGGUCUUGUGAUUUGAGUUUUCAUUGUCGUUGAACUAUCCAUGUUAUGUUAGUCAACUGUCUAAUUGGACCACAUUCUAAAUUUAUUCCAAAUUCAUGACAAGGCAAAACAUGGAUACAAUUUAAACAAGCUUACAAACGAAAACAUCGGCCAUAUUUGCUACGAUAAGUACUUCAUAACAUAACAAUAUAACUACUAAAAACAACCAUUAGGAAUUAAUACGAAAAUUAAAUCAUACAGUAAAUUCCUGUUCUGUGUAUGUUGCUCGGUUUUGGUUGCUGAAAUUUGAAGAGGGGGGAGUGGUUAUGUUUUUACAACUGCUGGUGGUGUGGUAUUUAUAGAAAAAUUGGCUAAUAUUCACCGUCUUUGUCAUACACGGUGAACAUCAUCACCGUGUUUGUCUCAAACGGUGAACAUUAGGUAGUUGUGACCUAAUUUUCACCUACCUGGGUUGAGAAACGUGGGAAAUAAUCACCGCCUUAGCCUGAGGCGGUGAAGAUGUUCCUCGCUUUGCCCUAAGACGGUGACGUUUUCACCGCUUUUAACUUAAACGGUGAUGUCUUCACCGUUUUUGUUUAACGCGGUGAACACUUCACCGCUUUAUACAAAAACGUUGAACACGUCAUCGUUUUAUUUUAAAACGGUGAAAUGUUCACAGUUUUUGACAAAUGCGGUGAUUAUAUUCACUGCGUUUGUCAAAAACGGCGAAUGCCAAACAUGUGUAGUUUUGAAAUUUUUUUUAUAACUUAUGUAUUUUGAGAAUUUUUUUUAAGAACUAGUGUACUUUUAGAUUUUUUCCCAUUUGAAGGUACCUACGUGAGAUAGUUAAUGGUUAACGACAGUUCACUCCUCGAGAAGGCAAUUUAGCAGCUCCAAUCAUGUCCCAUUUGAAAGUGAGAUAGUUAAUGGUUAACGACAGUUCACUCCUCGGGAAGGCAAUUUAGCAGCUCCAAUCAUGUCCAAUUUGAAAAUAAGGUGGAACAGGAGGGUGAUUUGGUUUGAUAAGUCUCCUCUCUUUUUACUGAUUAGUUAAAGCUGAACGAUGUAGCCACCUGUCCUGUCCUGAUUAUUAGUGUUCAUAAAAUGCUAAUAAGAAAAUGACUUGGAGAAUUCAUACUGACAAGUAACAGGAGGUUAAUUCUCUAAACAUUGUUUUUUUUUAAUUUACCACACAUAUUGCGGUUUAAAAAAUUAUUGACAUAAAU
This is a messenger RNA of Linum trigynum, 2467 nucleotides long. Lineage: Eukaryota; Viridiplantae; Streptophyta; Magnoliopsida; Malpighiales; Linaceae. The record is from the annotation of a GenBank genome assembly.